Molecule: messenger RNA, 1214 nt
Organism: Acaulospora colombiana
Lineage: Eukaryota; Fungi; Glomeromycota; Glomeromycetes; Diversisporales; Acaulosporaceae
Source: the annotation of a GenBank genome assembly
UCUACGGACGACUUCUGCCUCUUUUGCUCUCUUCGACCUUCACUCUUCGUCAACUUAUUCUUCACGUAAAGCGUAUACCACUAAAAGCAGAAAAAUGGCACCCAUCCCACCCCAAGGCCCCAAUGGACGCAGUUCGCGCAUGCAUUCCAAAGUGGUAUGGAUUCUUUCGAUUUUCACGCGACAGGAUAGUGGCGAAGAUCGCUGACGAUGCAUCACGCGAACAGGUCAUUAUUGGCUCUGGACCAGCUGGUCACACGGCUGCUAUCUACCUUGCACGAGCGAAUCUGAAUCCAGUCAUGUUUGAAGGUUUCCUGGCCAAUGGUUUUGCUGCCGGUGGCCAACUCACCACUACCACCGAUGCUGAGAUAUUCUCUACAGUCGAGAACUAUCCCGGAUUUCCGGAUGGUGUUCGUGGCCCAGAGAUGAUGGAGAAAUUCCGCGCACAGUCCAUCCGAUUUGGUACCACCAUCAUUACCGAAACUAUCUCGCGUAUCGAUCUCUCCCAACGCCCAUUCAGAUAUUGGCGAGAGGGACAGGAAGAGCUAGAACCCGAUACCUCUGAUGCCGUGAUCAUUGCGACUGGUGCGAGUGCCAAGCGGUUGAGCUUGCCCGGAGAAGAUACCUAUUGGCAGAGCGGCAUUAGUGCUUGCGCGGUUUGUGAUGGAGGUGAUUCCGCGGCAGAAGAAGCUCUCUGUAUGUAUUUCGGCCUAUAUAUCAGCCCAAAGCUAAACUCGUCUCUAGAUUUGACGAAAUAUGGUUCUAAGGUCUUCGUCCUUGUCCGAAGGGAUGAGCUUCGAGCCAGUAAAAUCAUGGCCAAGCGACUAAUGUCGCAUCCUAAAGUUGAAAUUCUAUGGAACACAGUUGCAACUGAAGCGUGCGGAGAUGGUGAUCUACUUCAGAACCUUACCAUCAAGAAUAUCAAGACUGGGGAAGCAUCUUCAUUACCCGUUAACGGCUUGUUCUAUGCUAUAGGCCAUGAACCCGCCACUGCUCUUGUACGUGGCCAAGUAGAUACAGACUCGGACGGAUAUAUCGUCACCAUACCCGGGACCACACAGACCAACAUCAAGGGUGUCUUUGCUGCCGGUGAUGUCCAGGACAAGAGAUACCGACAAGCUAUCACCUCUGCUGGAAGUGGGUGUAUGGCCGCUUUGGAGGCUGAGCGACUGCUGGCCGAAGAGGAAGACGAGUCACAUGGCCAGGGGGACCAUUGA